CUCCUGGGAGGCGGCGCUGGGCCGGUGGCAAGCCCCCGGAGGGAGCCGCAGUAGUACGACGGAAGAUGGCGACGAGCGGCGGCGAAGAGGCGGCGGCAGCGGCUCCAGCGCCCGGGACCCCGGCAACGGGGGCGGACACGACCCCGGGCUGGGAGGUGGCUGUGCGGCCCCUGCUGUCCGCGUCCUACUCCGCCUUCGAGAUGAAGGAGUUGCCGCAGCUGGUGGCCUCAGUCAUCGAGAGUGAAUCAGAAAUCCUGCACCAUGAGAAGCAGUACGAGCCAUUCUACUCAUCUUUUGUUGCACUUUCCACACACUAUAUUACAACAGUUUGCAGUCUGAUUCCCCGGAACCAACUUCAGUCAGUGGCAGCAGCCUGUAAAGUUCUAAUUGAGUUUUCUCUCCUGCGUCUGGAGAAUCCAGAUGAGGCUUGUGCUGUGUCCCAGAAACACUUGAUUCUCCUAAUCAAGGGCCUGUGCACUGGCUGUAGCCGACUAGAUAGAACUGAAAUUAUCACAUUUACAGCAAUGAUGAAAUCUGCCAAGCUGCCCCAAACAGUGAAGACACUUUCAGACGUGGAAGAUCAGAAAGAGCUGGCCUCACCAGUAAGCCCUGAGUUGAGGCAAAAGGAGGUACAGAUGAAUUUUUUGAACCAGCUGACCUCAGUUUUUAACCCUAGAACUGUAGCAUCACAACCUAUCAGUACACAGACUCUGGUGGAAGGAGAAAAUGAUGAGCAGUCAUCUACAGAUCAAGCCUCAGCUAUCAAAACCAAGAAUGUGUUCAUAGCUCAGAACGUGGCUAGUCUUCAAGAGCUUGGUGGCUCGGAGAAGCUACUGCGUGUAUGUUUGAACCUGCCAUAUUUCCUACGCUAUAUCAAUCGGUUCCAAGAUGCAGUUUUAGCUAAUUCCUUCUUCAUAAUGCCUGCAACAGUAGCAGAUGCCACUGCUGUUCGUAAUGGCUUUCAUUCAUUGGUGAUUGAUGUAACUAUGGCAUUGGAUACCCUUUCUCUACCUGUGUUGGAACCUCUCAAUCCUUCUCGUCUACAAGAUGUGACAGUCCUCAGCCUAAGUUGUCUGUAUGCAGGUGUGAGUGUGGCAACGUGCAUGGCCAUCCUCCAUGUGGGUAGUGCCCAGCAAGUGCGGACAGGGUCCACGAGCUCCAAAGAAGAUGACUAUGAAAGUGACGCAGCUACAAUUGUCCAGAAAUGUCUCGAAAUCUAUGACAUGAUUGGACAAGCAAUCAGCAGUUCUCGCCGGGCUGGUGGUGAGCACUAUCAGAAUUUCCAAUUGCUGGGUGCUUGGUGCUUGUUAAACAGCCUUUUCCUCAUACUGAACCUCAGUCCUACUGCGUUGGCUGAUAAGGGGAAAGAGAAGGACCCGCUGGCUGCCCUCCGAGUCAGAGACAUCCUUUCUCGUACUAAAGAGGGAGUGGGCUCCCCUAAACUGGGGCCUGGAAAAGGGCAUCAGGGAUUUGGGGUACUCUCAGUAAUAUUGGCAAACCAUGCCAUCAAACUGCUAACGUCUCUCUUUCAAGACCUACAAGUGGAGGCCCUUCACAAGGGUUGGGAGACAGAUGGCCCCCCUGCAGCCUUGAGCAUUAUGGCCCAGAGCACCUCCAUACAGAGGAUUCAACGGCUGAUUGACUCUGUCCCACUGAUGAACCUGCUCUUGACAUUACUUUCAACUUCCUACAGAAAGGCAUGUGUCCUGCAGCGGCAGAGGAAGGGCUCCAUGAGCAGCGAUGCCAGCGCCUCCACCGACUCCAAUACUUACUAUGAGGAUGAUUUCAGUAGCACGGAGGAGGACAGCAGCCAAGACGAUGACAGUGAGCCUAUUUUGGGGCAAUGGUUUGAGGAGACGAUUUCUCCCAGUAAAGAGAAAGCAGCACCUCCGCCUCCUCCCCCACCUCCUCCACUGGAAAGUUCUCCUCGGGUUAAAAGCCCCAGUAAGCAGGCCCCUGGUGAGAAGGGCAACAUUCUGGCGAGUCGCAAAGAUCCUGAGUUGUUCUUAGGUCUGGCUUCCAACAUUUUGAACUUCAUCACCUCUUCCAUGUUGAACUCUCGGAACAAUUUUAUCCGAAACUAUCUGAGUGUAUCUCUUUCAGAACACCAUAUGGCCACCCUAGCCAGUAUCAUCAAGGAGGUGGACAAAGAUGGACUCAAGGGUUCAUCAGAUGAAGAGUUUGCUGCAGCUCUCUAUCACUUCAACCACUCACUGGUAACCUCUGACCUUCAGUCACCUAACCUGCAGAACACACUGUUGCAGCAGCUAGGAGUGGCUCCUUUUUCUGAGGGCCCUUGGCCCUUGUACAUUCACCCUCAAAGCCUCUCUGUGCUUUCACGCCUCCUGCUCAUCUGGCAACAUAAAGCCAGUGCUCAAGGUGACCCUGACGUCCCAGAAUGCCUUAAAGUUUGGGACAGGUUUUUGUCUACAAUGAAGCAGAAUGCCCUGCAAGGCGUGGUGCCCAAUGAGACAGAGGAUCUGAAUGUAGAACACCUGCAGAUGCUCCUCCUCAUUUUCCACAAUUUCACCGAGACAGGCCGGCGGGCCAUAUUGUCGCUUUUUGUCCAGAUCAUCCAGGAGUUGAGCGUCAACAUGGAUGCUCAGAUGCGCUUCGUGCCACUUAUCUUGGCUCGCCUCCUUCUCAUCUUUGAUUAUCUGCUUCAUCAGUACUCCAAAGCCCCUGUGUAUCUAUUUGAGCAGGUACAGCAUAACCUGCUAAGUCCUCCCUUUGGGUGGGCAAGUGGAUCCCAGGACAGCAACAGCCGCCGGGCAACCACUCCUCUCUAUCAUGGAUUCAAAGAAGUAGAAGAAAACUGGUCUAAGCAUUUCUCAUCAGAUGCUGUCCCACAGCCCAGAUUCUACUGUGUCCUGUCCCCAGAAGCCUCAGAGGAUGAUUUGAACCGACUUGAUUCUGUGGCAUGUGACGUCCUUUUCUCCAAGCUUGUCAAGUAUGAUGAGCUUUAUGCUGCACUGACAGCCCUGCUUGCAGCUGGGUCCCAGCUUGAUACAGUUAGGAGAAAGGAAAACAAGAAUGUAACAGCCUUGGAGGCCUGUGCCCUUCAAUAUUACUUCUUGAUACUGUGGAGGAUCCUAGGAAUUUUACCACCAUCAAAGACUUACAUUAACCAGCUAUCCAUGAACUCACCUGAGAUGAGCGAAUGUGACAUCUUGCACACUCUGCGAUGGUCUUCUCGGCUCCGGAUCAGCUCCUAUGUCAACUGGAUAAAGGAUCACCUUAUCAAACAGGGAAUGAAGGCUGAGCAUGCUAGCUCGCUUCUAGAACUGGCAUCCACCACUAAGUGUAGCUCAGUGAAAUAUGAUGUUGAAAUAGUAGAGGAAUACUUCGCUCGACAGAUCUCAUCCUUCUGUAGUAUCGACUGUACCACCAUCUUGCAGCUGCAUGAAAUUCCCAGUCUGCAGUCCAUCUACACCCUUGAUGCCGCCAUCUCAAAGGUCCAGGUCUCUUUGGAUGAGCAUUUUUCUAAGAUGGCUGCUGAGACUGAUCCUCAUAAGUCGUCUGAGAUUACCAAGAACCUACUUCCAGCCACGCUACAACUCAUUGACACCUAUGCAUCGUUCACCAGAGCCUAUUUGCUGCAAAACUUUAAUGAAGAGGGAACAACUGAGAAACCUUCCAAGGAGAAACUGCAAGGCUUUGCUGCUGUUUUGGCUAUUGGCUCUAGCAGGUGCAAGGCAAAUACUCUGGGUCCGACACUGGUUCAGAAUUUGCCAUCGUCAGUGCAGGCUGUGUGUGAGUCCUGGAACAACAUCAAUACCAAUGAAUUUCCCAAUAUUGGAUCCUGGCGCAAUGCCUUUGCCAAUGACACCAUCCCUUCAGAGAGUUAUAUUAGUGCAGUGCAGGCUGCACACCUGGGGACUCUCUGUAGCCAAAGUCUGCCCCUGGCUGCUUCCCUGAAGCAUACCCUCCUCUCACUGGUCAGGUUGACUGGAGAUCUUAUUGUUUGGUCAGAUGAGAUGAACCCACCACAGGUAAUUCGGACACUGCUACCUCUUCUUUUGGAAUCAAGCACUGAGAGUGUUGCCGAGAUCAGUAGCAACUCCCUGGAACGCAUCUUGGGCCCUGCUGAGUCUGAUGAGUUCUUGGCUCGUGUUUAUGAGAAGCUGAUCACUGGUUGUUACAACAUUCUGGCCAAUCAUGCAGAUCCUAACAGUGGACUGGAUGAAUCCAUCCUGGAGGAAUGUCUCCAGUACUUGGAAAAGCAGCUGGAAAGUAGCCAGGCUCGUAAAGCUAUGGAGGAGUUUUUCUCUGACAGUGGAGAACUUGUACAGAUCAUGAUGGCAACAGCCAAUGAGAACCUCUCUGCUAAAUUCUGUAACCGAGUUUUGAAAUUCUUCACCAAACUCUUCCAGCUGACUGAGAAGAGCCCUAACCCGAGCCUGUUGCAUCUCUGUGGCUCCCUGGCACAACUGGCCUGUGUGGAACCUGUGCGCCUGCAGGCCUGGCUCACCCGCAUGACUACAUCGCCCCCAAAAGAUUCUGAUCAGCUGGAUGUAAUUCAGGAGAACCGGCAGCUGCUGCAGUUACUGACCACAUACAUUGUUCGGGAAAACAGCCAAGUUGGGGAAGGUGUGUGUGCUGUUCUUCUGGGCACCCUGACUCCCAUGGCAACAGAGAUGCUGGCCAACGGUGAUGGGACUGGCUUCCCUGAACUUAUGGUUGUGAUGGCCACUCUGGCCAGUGCAGGUCAAGGUGCUGGUCACCUUCAGCUUCAUAAUGCUGCUGUGGAUUGGCUGAGCAGAUGCAAGAAAUACCUGUCACAGAAGAAUGUAGUUGAAAAACUGAAUGCCAAUGUAAUGCAUGGAAAGCAUGUGAUGAUCUUGGAGUGCACAUGCCAUAUCAUGUCUUACUUGGCUGAUGUCACAAAUGCCCUGAGCCAGAGUAAUGGUCAAGGCCCAAGUCAUCUCUCAGUGGAUGGGGAAGAGCGGGCCAUUGAAGUAGACUCAGACUGGGUGGAGGAGUUGGCGGUGGAAGAGGAAGAUUCCCAGGCUGAGGAUUCAGAUGAAGAUUCUCUUUGCAAUAAACUCUGCACUUUUACGAUCACACAGAAAGAAUUCAUGAACCAGCAUUGGUACCACUGUCACACCUGCAAAAUGGUGGAUGGCGUGGGUGUCUGCACAGUGUGUGCUAAGGUGUGCCACAAGGAUCAUGAGAUUUCCUAUGCCAAGUAUGGAUCCUUCUUCUGUGACUGUGGAGCCAAGGAAGAUGGCAGCUGUUUGGCUCUGGUGAAGAGAACUCCUAGCAGUGGCAUGAGCUCUACCAUGAAGGAGUCGGCAUUUCAGAGUGAACCCAGGAUUUCGGAGAGUCUAGUGCGUCAUGCCAGCACCUCCUCGCCAGCUGACAAAGCCAAGGUUACCAUCAGUGAUGGAAAGGUUGCUGACGAAGAGAAGCCCAAGAAGAGCAGCCUCUGCCGCACAGUAGAGGGCUGCCGGGAGGAAUUACAGAACCAGGCCAAUUUCUCCUUCGCUCCUCUCGUGUUAGACAUGCUUAAUUUCCUUAUGGAUGCCAUUCAGACCAACUUCCAGCAAGCUUCAGCCGUCGGGAGCAGCAGCCGUGCUCAGCAAGCCCUCAGUGAGCUACACACUGUGGAGAAGGCAGUGGAGAUGACAGACCAGCUGAUGGUUCCCACCUUAGGCUCCCAGGAAGGUGCCUUUGAGAAUGUGCGGAUGAAUUACAGUGGAGACCAGGGCCAGACCAUCCGGCAGCUGAUCAGUGCUCAUGUGCUCAGGCGGGUGGCUAUGUGUGUGCUCUCCUCUCCCCAUGGGCGCCGCCAACAUUUGGCUGUCAGCCAUGAGAAGGGCAAGAUCACCGUUCUGCAGCUCUCUGCACUCCUGAAGCAAGCAGAUUCCAGCAAAAGGAAGUUAACUCUGACCCGCUUGGCUUCUGCCCCAGUUCCUUUUACUGUGUUGAGCCUCACAGGAAAUCCCUGCAAGGAAGACUACUUGGCGGUUUGUGGGCUAAAGGACUGCCAUGUGCUCACCUUUAGUAGCUCAGGCUCUGUUUCGGAUCACUUGGUUUUGCACCCUCAGUUGGCAACGGGGAACUUCAUCAUCAAAGCCGUGUGGUUACCUGGUUCACAGACCGAGUUAGCAAUUGUCACCGCGGACUUUGUUAAGAUUUAUGACCUGUCUGUUGAUGCCUUGAGUCCAACCUUCUACUUUCUCCUGCCAAGCUCAAAGAUAAGAGAUGUUACCUUCCUUUUCAAUGAGGAGGGAAAGAACAUCAUUGUUAUAAUGUCUUCGGCUGGGUACAUCUAUACUCAGCUUAUGGAAGAGGCCAGCAGUGCCCAGCAGGGACCCUUCUAUGUCACUAAUGUGCUGGAAAUCAAUCAUGAGGACCUGAAGCAGGACAGUAACAGCCAGGUGGCGGGCGGUGGUGUGUCCGUGUACUACUCCCACGUGUUGCAGAUGUUGUUCUUCAGCUAUUGUCAAGGCAAAUCAUUCGCAGCCACCAUCAGCAGGACAACCCUGGAGGUGUUGCAACUCUUCCCCAUCAACAUCAAAAGUUUUGUUGUCUGCAGUUCCAAUGGUGGCAGUAAGACUUCUCCUGCUCUUUGCCAGUGGUCUGAGGUGAUGAACCACCCUGGCUUGGUGUGCUGUGUCCAGCAAACUACAGGGGUGCCGCUGGUAGUUAUGGUGAAACCAGACACUUUUCUUAUCCAGGAGAUUAAGACUCUUCCUGCUAAAGCAAAGAUCCAAGACAUGGUUGCUAUUAGGCACACGGCCUGCAAUGAGCAGCAGCGGACAACAAUGAUUCUGCUGUGUGAGGAUGGCAGCCUGCGCAUUUACAUGGCCAACGUGGAGAACACCUCCUACUGGCUGCAGCCAUCCCUGCAGCCCAGCAGUGUCAUCAGCAUCAUGAAGCCUGUUCGAAAGCGCAAAACGGCUACAAUCACAACCCGCACGUCUAGCCAGGUGACUUUCCCCAUUGACUUUUUUGAACACAACCAGCAGCUGACAGAUGUGGAGUUUGGUGGUAAUGACCUCCUACAGGUCUAUAAUGCACAACAGAUAAAACACCGGCUGAAUUCCACUGGCAUGUAUGUGGCCAACACCAAGCCCGGAGGCUUCACCAUUGAGAUUAGUAACAACAAUAGCACUAUGGUGAUGACAGGCAUGCGGAUCCAGAUUGGGACUCAAGCAAUAGAACGGGCCCCAUCGUAUAUCGAGAUCUUCGGCAGAACUAUGCAGCUCAACCUGAGUCGCUCACGCUGGUUUGACUUCCCCUUCACCAGAGAAGAAGCCCUGCAGGCUGAUAAGAAGCUGAACCUCUUCAUUGGGGCCUCGGUGGAUCCAGCAGGUGUCACCAUGAUAGAUGCUGUAAAAAUUUAUGGCAAGACUAAGGAGCAGUUUGGCUGGCCUGAUGAGCCCCCAGAAGAAUUCCCUUCUGCCUCUGUCAGCAACAUCUGCCCUUCAAAUCUGAACCAGAGCAACGGCACUGGAGAUAGCGACUCAGCUGCCCCCACUACGACCAGUGGAACUGUCCUGGAGAGUUCUGAAACUGAGUCCCUAACCAAGCUGGACCGGCUGGUUGUGAGUUCUUUAGAAGCCCUGGAAAGCUGCUUUGCCGUUGGCCCAAUCAUCGAGAAGGAGAGAAACAAGAAUGCUGCUCAGGAGCUGGCCACUUUGCUGUUGUCCCUGCCAGCACCUGCCAGUGUCCAGCAGCAGUCCAAGAGCCUUCUGGCCAGCCUGCACACCAGCCGCUCGGCCUACCACAGCCACAAGGAUCAGGCCUUGCUGAGCAAAGCUGUGCAGUGUCUCAACACAUCUAGCAAAGAGGGCAAGGAUUUGGACCCUGAGGUGUUCCAGAGGCUAGUGAUCACAGCUCGCUCCAUUGCCAUCAUGCGCCCCAACAACCUUGUCCACUUUACGGAGUCAAAGCUGCCCCAGAUGGAAACAGACUGUUUUUUUCCUAGAUGUGCCUGCUGGAGUCUAGGGAUAGUUGGCAUAUUGAUUGGGGCCCCACUUGAAACUCCCUCCCCAGAAGGAAUGGAUGAAGGGAAGGAACCGCAGAAGCAGUUGGAAGGAGAUUGCUGUAGUUUCAUCACCCAGCUUGUGAACCACUUCUGGAAACUCCAUGCAUCCAAACCCAAGAAUGCCUUCUUGGCACCUGCCUGCCUUCCAGGACUAACUCAUAUUGAAGCUACUGUCAGUGCUCUGGUGGACAUCAUCCAUGGCUACUGUACCUGUGAGCUGGAUUGUAUUAACACAGCAUCCAAGAUCUACAUGCAGAUGCUCUUGUGUCCUGAUCCUGCUGUGAGCUUCUCUUGUAAACAAGCUCUAAUUCGAGUCCUAAGGCCCAGGAACAAACGGAGACAUGUGACUUUACCCUCUUCCCCUCGAAGCAACACUCCAAUGGGAGACAAGGAUGAUGAUGACGAUGAUGAUGCAGAUGAGAAAAUGCAGUCAUCAGGGAUCCCGAAUGGUGGUCACAUCCGUCAGGAAAGCCAGGAACAGAGUGAGGUGGACCAUGGAGAUUUUGAGAUGGUGUCUGAGUCGAUGGUCCUGGAGACAGCUGAAAAUGUCAACAAUGGCAACCCCUCUCCCCUGGAGGCCCUGCUGGCAGGCGCAGAGGGCUUCCCCCCCAUGCUGGACAUCCCGCCUGAUGCAGAUGACGAGACCAUGGUUGAACUAGCCAUUGCCCUGAGCCUGCAGCAGGACCAACAAGGCAGCAGCAGCAGUGCCCUGGGCCUGCAGAGCCUGGGACUGUCCGGCCAGGCACCCAGCUCUUCCUCUCUGGACGCAGGAACCCUCUCUGACACCACAGCAUCAGCUCCAGCCUCAGACGACGAGGGCAGUACAGCAGCGACAGAUGGUUCUACCCUUCGGACCUCUCCUGCUGACCACGGUGGUAGUGUGGGCUCGGAGAGCGGGGGCAGUGCAGUGGACUCAGUGGCUGGCGAGCACAGUGUGUCUGGCCGGAGCAGUGCUUAUGGUGAUGCUACAGCUGAGGGGCAUCCGGCUGGACCAGGAAGUGUCAGCUCAAGCACUGGAGCCAUCAGCACCACCACUGGGCACCAGGAGGGAGAUGGCUCUGAGGGAGAAGGAGAAGGAGAAACUGAAGGAGAUGUCCACACUAGCAACAGGCUGCACAUGGUCCGUCUAAUGCUGUUGGAGAGAUUACUGCAGACCCUCCCUCAAUUACGAAAUGUUGGCGGUGUCCGGGCCAUCCCAUACAUGCAGGUCAUUCUAAUGCUCACUACAGAUCUGGAUGGAGAAGAUGAGAAAGACAAGGGGGCCCUAGACAACCUGCUCUCCCAGCUUAUUGCUGAGUUGGGUAUGGAUAAAAAGGAUGUCUCCAAGAAGAAUGAGCGCAGCGCCCUGAAUGAAGUCCAUCUGGUAGUAAUGAGACUCCUGAGUGUCUUCAUGUCCCGCACCAAAUCUGGAUCCAAGUCUUCCAUAUGUGAGUCAUCUUCCCUCAUCUCCAGUGCCACAGCAGCAGCUCUACUGAGCUCUGGGGCUGUGGACUACUGCCUGCACGUGCUCAAAUCACUGCUGGAAUAUUGGAAGAGCCAACAGAAUGAUGAGGAGCCUGUGGCUACCAGCCAGUUGCUGAAACCACAUACUACCUCCUCCCCACCUGACAUGAGCCCAUUCUUUCUCCGCCAGUAUGUGAAGGGUCAUGCUGCUGAUGUGUUUGAGGCCUAUACUCAGCUUCUAACAGAAAUGGUACUGAGGCUUCCAUAUCAAAUCAAAAAGAUUGCUGACACCAAUUCUCGAAUCCCACCUCCUGUCUUUGACCACUCGUGGUUUUACUUUCUCUCCGAGUACCUCAUGAUCCAGCAGACUCCAUUUGUGCGCCGUCAAGUCCGCAAACUUCUGCUGUUCAUCUGUGGAUCCAAAGAGAAGUACCGCCAGCUCCGGGAUUUGCACACCCUGGACUCUCACGUGCGUGGGAUCAAGAAGCUGCUAGAAGAGCAGGGGAUAUUCCUCCGGGCAAGUGUGGUUACAGCCAGCUCAGGCUCCGCCUUGCAAUAUGACACACUCAUCAGCCUGAUGGAGCAUCUGAAAGCCUGUGCAGAGAUUGCCGCCCAGCGAACCAUCAACUGGCAGAAAUUCUGCAUCAAAGACGACUCUGUCCUGUACUUCCUUCUCCAAGUCAGUUUCCUUGUGGAUGAGGGCGUGUCCCCAGUGCUGCUGCAACUGCUCUCCUGUGCUCUGUGCGGCAGCAAAGUGCUCGCUGCACUGGCAGCCUCUUCGGGAUCCUCCAGUGCUUCUUCCUCCUCAGCUCCUGUGGCUGCCAGUUCUGGACAAGCCACAACACAGUCCAAAUCUUCCACUAAAAAGAGCAAGAAAGAAGAAAAAGAAAAGGAGAAAGAUGGUGAGACCUCUGGCAGCCAGGAGGACCAGCUGUGCACAGCUCUGGUGAACCAGCUGAACAAAUUUGCCGAUAAGGAAACCCUGAUCCAGUUCCUGCGUUGUUUCCUGUUAGAGUCCAAUUCUUCCUCGGUGCGCUGGCAGGCCCACUGUCUGACACUGCACAUCUACAGAAAUUCCAGCAAAUCUCAACAGGAGCUCCUGCUAGAUCUGAUGUGGUCCAUCUGGCCAGAACUCCCAGCCUAUGGUCGUAAGGCUGCCCAGUUUGUGGACCUACUAGGAUAUUUCUCCCUGAAAACUCCACAAACGGAGAAGAAGUUGAAGGAGUAUUCACAGAAGGCUGUGGAGAUUCUGCGGACUCAAAACCAUAUUCUUACCAACCACCCCAACUCGAACAUUUAUAACACUUUGUCUGGCUUAGUGGAGUUUGAUGGCUAUUACCUGGAGAGUGAUCCCUGCCUGGUGUGUAAUAACCCGGAAGUACCAUUCUGUUAUAUCAAGCUGUCUUCCAUUAAAGUGGACACGCGGUACACCACCACCCAGCAGGUUGUGAAGCUCAUUGGCAGUCACACCAUCAGCAAAGUGACAGUGAAAAUCGGGGAUCUGAAACGGACCAAGAUGGUGCGGACCAUCAACCUGUAUUAUAACAACCGAACUGUGCAGGCCAUCGUGGAGUUGAAAAACAAGCCAGCUCGCUGGCACAAAGCCAAGAAGGUUCAGCUGACCCCUGGACAGACAGAGGUGAAGAUUGACCUGCCGUUGCCCAUUGUGGCCUCCAAUCUGAUGAUUGAGUUUGCAGACUUCUAUGAAAACUACCAGGCCUCCACAGAGACCCUGCAGUGCCCUCGCUGUAGUGCCUCGGUCCCUGCCAACCCAGGAGUCUGUGGCAACUGUGGAGAGAAUGUGUACCAAUGUCACAAAUGCAGAUCCAUCAACUACGAUGAAAAGGAUCCCUUCCUCUGCAAUGCCUGUGGCUUCUGUAAAUAUGCCCGCUUCGACUUCAUGCUCUAUGCCAAGCCUUGCUGUGCAGUGGAUCCCAUUGAGAAUGAAGAAGACCGGAAGAAGGCUGUAUCCAACAUCAAUACACUUUUGGACAAAGCUGAUCGAGUGUAUCAUCAGCUGAUGGGACACCGGCCACAGCUGGAGAACCUGCUCUGCAAAGUGAAUGAGGCAGCUCCAGAAAAGCCACAGGAUGACUCAGGAACAGCAGGGGGCAUCAGCUCCACUUCUGCCAGUGUGAAUCGUUACAUCCUGCAGUUGGCUCAGGAGUAUUGUGGAGACUGCAAGAACUCUUUUGAUGAACUCUCCAAAAUCAUCCAGAAAGUCUUUGCUUCACGCAAAGAGUUGUUGGAAUAUGACCUACAGCAGAGGGAAGCAGCCACUAAAUCAUCCCGGACCUCCGUGCAGCCCACAUUCACUGCCAGCCAGUACCGUGCCUUAUCCGUCCUGGGCUGUGGCCACACAUCCUCCACCAAGUGCUAUGGCUGCGCCUCGGCUGUCACAGAACAUUGUAUCACACUACUUCGGGCCCUGGCCACCAACCCAGCCUUGAGGCACAUCCUUGUCUCCCAGGGCCUUAUCCGAGAGCUCUUUGAUUAUAAUCUUCGCCGAGGGGCUGCGGCCAUGCGGGAGGAGGUCCGCCAGCUCAUGUGCCUCCUAACUCGAGACAACCCAGAAGCCACCCAGCAGAUGAAUGACCUGAUUAUUGGCAAGGUCUCCACAGCCCUGAAGGGCCACUGGGCCAACCCCGAUCUGGCAAGUAGCCUGCAGUAUGAAAUGCUGCUGCUGACGGAUUCUAUCUCCAAGGAGGACAGCUGCUGGGAGCUCCGGUUACGCUGUGCUCUCAGCCUUUUCCUCAUGGCUGUGAACAUUAAGACUCCUGUGGUGGUUGAGAACAUUACCCUCAUGUGCCUGAGGAUCUUGCAGAAGCUGAUAAAACCACCUGCUCCCACUAGCAAGAAGAACAAGGAUGUCCCCGUCGAGGCCCUCACCACGGUGAAGCCAUACUGCAAUGAGAUCCAUGCCCAGGCUCAACUGUGGCUCAAGAGAGACCCCAAGGCAUCCUAUGAUGCCUGGAAGAAGUGUCUUCCUAUCAGAGGGAUAGAUGGCAAUGGGAAAGCCCCCAGCAAAUCAGAGCUCCGCCAUCUCUAUUUGACUGAGAAGUAUGUGUGGAGGUGGAAACAGUUCCUGAGUCGUCGGGGGAAGAGGACCUCCCCCUUGGAUCUCAAACUGGGGCAUAACAACUGGCUGCGACAAGUGCUUUUCACUCCAGCAACGCAGGCCGCACGGCAGGCAGCCUGUACCAUUGUGGAAGCUCUGGCCACCAUUCCCAGCCGCAAGCAGCAGGUCCUGGACCUGCUUACCAGUUACCUGGAUGAGCUGAGCAUAGCUGGGGAGUGUGCAGCUGAGUACCUGGCUCUCUACCAGAAGCUCAUCACUUCCGCGCACUGGAAAGUCUACUUGGCAGCUCGGGGAGUCCUACCCUAUGUGGGCAACCUCAUCACCAAGGAAAUAGCUCGUCUGCUGGCGCUGGAGGAGGCUACCCUGAGUACCGAUCUGCAGCAGGGUUAUGCCCUUAAAAGUCUCACAGGCCUUCUCUCCUCCUUUGUUGAGGUGGAAUCCAUCAAAAGACAUUUUAAAAGUCGCUUGGUGGGUACUGUGCUGAAUGGAUACCUGUGCUUGCGGAAGCUGGUGGUGCAGAGGACCAAGCUGAUCGAUGAGACGCAGGACAUGCUGCUGGAGAUGCUGGAGGACAUGACCACAGGUACAGAAUCAGAAACCAAGGCCUUCAUGGCUGUGUGCAUUGAGACAGCCAAGCGCUACAAUCUGGAUGACUACCGGACCCCGGUGUUCAUCUUCGAGAGGCUCUGCAGCAUCAUUUAUCCUGAGGAGAAUGAAGUCACUGAGUUCUUUGUGACCCUGGAGAAGGAUCCCCAACAAGAAGACUUCUUACAGGGCAGGAUGCCUGGGAACCCGUAUAGCAGCAAUGAGCCAGGCAUCGGGCCGCUGAUGAGGGAUAUAAAGAACAAGAUUUGCCAGGACUGUGACUUAGUGGCCCUCCUGGAAGAUGACAGUGGCAUGGAGCUUCUAGUGAACAAUAAAAUCAUUAGUUUGGACCUUCCUGUGGCUGAAGUUUACAAGAAAGUCUGGUGUACCACGAAUGAGGGAGAGCCCAUGAGGAUUGUUUAUCGUAUGCGGGGGCUGCUGGGCGAUGCCACAGAGGAGUUCAUUGAGUCCCUGGACUCUACUACAGAUGAAGAAGAAGAUGAAGAAGAAGUGUAUAAAAUGGCUGGUGUGAUGGCCCAGUGUGGGGGCCUGGAAUGCAUGCUUAACAGACUCGCAGGGAUCAGAGAUUUCAAGCAGGGACGCCACCUUCUAACAGUGCUACUGAAAUUGUUCAGUUACUGCGUGAAGGUGAAAGUCAACCGGCAGCAACUGGUCAAACUGGAAAUGAACACCUUGAACGUCAUGCUGGGGACCCUAAACCUGGCCCUUGUAGCUGAACAAGAAAGCAAGGACAGUGGGGGCGCAGCUGUGGCUGAGCAGGUGCUUAGCAUCAUGGAGAUCAUUCUAGAUGAGUCCAAUGCUGAGCCCCUGAGUGAGGACAAGGGCAACCUCCUCCUGACAGGUGACAAGGAUCAACUGGUGAUGCUCUUGGACCAGAUCAACAGCACCUUUGUUCGCUCCAACCCCAGUGUGCUCCAGGGCCUGCUUCGCAUCAUCCCGUACCUUUCCUUUGGAGAGGUGGAGAAAAUGCAGAUCUUGGUGGAGCGAUUCAAACCAUACUGCAACUUUGAUAAAUAUGAUGAAGAUCACAGUGGUGAUGAUAAAGUCUUCCUGGACUGCUUCUGUAAAAUAGCUGCUGGCAUCAAGAACAACAGCAAUGGGCACCAGCUGAAGGAUCUGAUUCUCCAGAAGGGGAUCACCCAGAAUGCACUUGACUACAUGAAAAAGCACAUCCCUAGCGCCAAGAAUUUGGAUGCCGACAUCUGGAAAAAGUUUUUGUCUCGCCCAGCCUUGCCGUUUAUCCUAAGGCUGCUUCGGGGCCUGGCCAUCCAGCACCCUGGCACCCAGGUUCUGAUUGGAACUGAUUCCAUCCCGAACCUGCAUAAGCUGGAGCAGGUGUCCAGUGAUGAGGGCAUUGGGACCCUGGCAGAGAACCUGCUGGAAGCCCUGCGGGAACACCCUGACGUAAACAAGAAGAUUGACGCAGCCCGCAGGGAGACCCGGGCGGAGAAGAAGCGCAUGGCCAUGGCAAUGAGGCAGAAGGCCCUGGGCACCCUGGGCAUGACGACAAAUGAAAAGGGCCAGGUCGUGACCAAGACAGCACUCCUGAAGCAGAUGGAAGAGCUGAUCGAGGAGCCUGGCCUCACGUGCUGCAUCUGCAGGGAGGGAUACAAGUUCCAGCCCACAAAGGUCCUGGGCAUUUAUACCUUCACGAAGCGGGUAGCCUUGGAGGAGAUGGAGAAUAAGCCCCGGAAACAGCAGGGCUACAGCACCGUGUCCCACUUCAACAUUGUGCACUACGACUGCCAUCUGGCUGCCGUCAGGUUGGCUCGAGGCCGGGAAGAGUGGGAGAGUGCCGCCCUGCAGAAUGCCAACACCAAGUGCAAUGGGCUCCUUCCGGUCUGGGGACCUCAUGUCCCUGAAUCAGCUUUUGCCACUUGCUUGGCAAGACACAACACUUACCUCCAGGAAUGUACAGGCCAGCGGGAGCCCACAUAUCAGCUCAACAUCCACGACAUCAAACUGCUCUUCCUGCGCUUUGCCAUGGAGCAGUCGUUCAGCGCAGACACUGGCGGGGGCGGCCGGGAGAGCAACAUCCACCUGAUCCCGUACAUCAUUCACACUGUGCUUUACGUCCUGAACACAACCCGAGCAACUUCCCGAGAAGAGAAGAACCUCCAAGGCUUUCUGGAACAGCCCAAGGAGAAGUGGGUGGAGAGUGCCUUUGAAGUGGACGGGCCCUACUAUUUCACAGUCUUGGCCCUUCACAUCCUGCCCCCUGAGCAGUGGAGAGCCACACGUGUGGAAAUCUUGCGGAGGCUGUUGGUGACCUCGCAGGCCCGGGCAGUGGCUCCAGGUGGAGCCACCAGGCUGACAGAUAAGGCAGUGAAGGACUAUUCCGCUUACCGUUCUUCCCUUCUCUUUUGGGCCCUCGUCGAUCUCAUUUACAACAUGUUUAAGAAGGUGCCUACCAGUAACACAGAGGGAGGCUGGUCCUGCUCUCUCGCUGAGUACAUCCGCCACAACGACAUGCCCAUCUACGAAGCUGCUGACAAAGCCCUGAAAACCUUCCAGGAGGAGUUCAUGCCGGUGGAGACCUUCUCAGAGUUCCUCGAUGUGGCCGGUCUUUUGUCAGAAAUCACCGAUCCAGAGAGCUUCCUGAAGGACCUGUUGAACUCAGUCCCCUGACCACCACACAGCAGCUGCGGUGGCGAAGACGAAGCUGGCUUGCCUUCCACCCUCUGUUCUCCCUCCUUGUGCAUUGAGUUCCCUCCGCGGGAUGCUGCAUUGUUACCCCGCCCUCCCCUCUCUCAUUUUUCUUGGUGUGGCUUGGGGUUUUUAGGCUUCCUGUUUUAUCUCGUGUGUGUGGUGCACUAGCUAUGAGGUUGUCUGUAACCCAAGCCAUCAAAGGGCCUGUACAUACCUAGGAGCCAUGAGUUGUCCCGGCCAACUUCAUACUUGAGUGUGCACAUCUUGAGAAAUAAACAAGUGACUUAACACACAUUGAAAAA
Messenger RNA from Gorilla gorilla gorilla (western lowland gorilla), 16075 nucleotides. RefSeq names its product ubiquitin protein ligase E3 component n-recognin 4 (gene UBR4). Lineage: Eukaryota; Metazoa; Chordata; Mammalia; Primates; Hominidae. The transcript has 108 exons. Bases 66 to 15752 code for a protein of 5228 amino acids. The record is from RefSeq and is a predicted model, not a curated record. Gene Ontology annotation, biological process: ubiquitin-dependent protein catabolic process. Gene Ontology annotation, molecular function: ubiquitin-protein transferase activity; zinc ion binding; protein binding. Gene Ontology annotation, cellular component: centrosome; membrane; cytosol.